Molecule: messenger RNA, 1084 nt
Organism: Dermatophagoides farinae (American house dust mite)
Lineage: Eukaryota; Metazoa; Arthropoda; Arachnida; Sarcoptiformes; Pyroglyphidae
Product: mediator of RNA polymerase II transcription subunit 21
Biological process (GO): regulation of transcription by RNA polymerase II
Cellular component (GO): mediator complex
Molecular function (GO): transcription coregulator activity
Source: RefSeq, a predicted model, not a curated record
UAAUUUUAAAGAGUCACGUUGUUUAUUGUUUCCAUGAACGAUAAACGAAAAAUUCUUUUAAAUCCAGAAUUUAAUAAUCAUUUGUAUGUUUGGUGCCUUUAUUAUAUUUUGUUAUUAUCCUUGGACAUUAUCUCAGAUCUUUUUCCAAUCAUUUGAUAAAGUGGUCGAGUAAGUCGAUAUCGAUCAAAAAAAAAAGUUUAAAAAAUUUAAAAUCUAAAUCGAACGUGAUCAUCAGCUGUAAUUGAACAUUUCAUUUGAUUUUUGUGAUAUUUUUAUAGAAAAAAAAAAAAAAAAAUUAGAAUGGCCGAUCGAUUAACACAACUUCAGGAUGCCGUCAAUGUACAAGCUGAAAAUUUGUGCAACAGUAUUGGAUUAUUGCAACAAUGUUCACGGCCAACACCGUUUCCUGAUUUUUCUGCAUUUGCUCGUUCACCUAGUACGGCAUAUAAACAGGUAUUAAUUGAAGCCGGAAUACCCGUUGAAAUUGAAGACGUUGAUAAUAUUGAACAAAAUGAUAACAAUGUGGUUAAAAAUGGCCAUGAUAAUCCGAAUAAUAAUAAUAAUAAUAAAUCUGCAGAAAAAUCAAAUAGUGAUGUCAAACAGAAUGGUAGUGAUGCUUCUCUGAUGAUUAAUGGUGAUGGUAUUCCACAACAACAACAACAACAACAACAACAACUUGCCGAUUCUGGAGAAAAUUCCAAAUUUUUUGCCAAACUAAUCACAAAAACAGCUAAAGAUAUUGAUUUAAUUAUUGAUUCAUUGCCUAGUCGAGAAAUGGAAUCCGAUCUACAAGAAGCACAUAUAAAAGUAUUGGAAAUGGAAAAUCAUGAAGAGGCAAAAAAAUUAGAAAAUGUUAUCAAUCAAGCAGAACAAUUAUUGGAUGUGAUCAAAAAUGCAUUAGAAGAUAUUGCUCAAAAUCAGAUGCGAAUGAAACAAUUAGAGGCACAAAUGUUGACAUCACCAUCAACAAAUUCUACCACCAUUACAUCAUUGACGAAAAAUACCCUGCAAUCAUCAAAUAGAAUUUUACAUAGCAUUCUUGAUGAUCAUUCACCUGAUUAAUGAAUGAAUAUCGAUCCAAAUG